Messenger RNA from Saimiri boliviensis boliviensis (Bolivian squirrel monkey), 2899 nucleotides. The record is from RefSeq and is a predicted model, not a curated record. Lineage: Eukaryota; Metazoa; Chordata; Mammalia; Primates; Cebidae.
UUCAUGUUGGUCAGGCUGGUCUCGAACUCCUGACCUCAGGUAAUGCACCUUGUUUGGUUGUUGAAUUCGGUUUGAGGUUUCCCGUUUUCUACCCAGAAACCAAGAAACCAGGGGUGUCUGAAGCCUCUGGGAGCAGAAAUCUCAGGGAAAGGUCGGGCCCCACCCCCGCUGCACUAGGAGGAGCUGCAACGCUAGGGCGGGAGCGUCUCCGGGCUGGGAGGACUGACAGGGCGGGCGGUGCGCAGACCCCGGAAGUCCCGCCCAGGGAGCGUCUGCCCCGGGCCUUUCUCUGAGUGCGAAUUGUUAUUUUGGCGGGCGGUUGUGACGUCACCAGCCCACGUCCGGUGGCUGCUGCUCUGCUGCAACGCAGAGGGUCUUCGGCUGAGUAAGAGGGACAGAGGCGCGGAGCUCUGGGAAAGUGCGCAAGGCGCCAGAACACUGAACGCUGGAGUCACUCGUCGACCCCGCAGCUGCAGUAAAGUGUAAGUCCUGCUGCAGCCGGAGCCCGGGGUUCCUCCUGGAACCGCGUCCCGGGGCCGGGCUGCCGCGAGCGGAGCGGAGCAUCCUCACCGGGUGAGGGGAGGAGGGGACUUGGCGCGUUCCACUCGCUGCACCCGGAGCUGCAGCCAGCGGUGUUCAGGCCUCGGAGCAGCCAGGCUCGUCUGACGAAAACCUGCGUUUAUUUGCUCGCCGGACGUUUGCCUUAAAAAUGGACAAAGACGCAGCCCUCCGGAGUAUUCCUGUUUGCCGGACCCACCGAGCGCCUUUUUGCUUCAAGACGUGUUUGAUGUUCCUGUUCCCCGCAUUCUGAUACGCUGUUGGGCAUAAUAUUGGAACACAAAACUGUGCAUUUGCUGUCUGUGGUUGGCCGAAAAUAGGAUUCUUUUUCUUGCAGGUGUCGUUUCAUAGACUUUAUUAACAUAUGAAAAUGGCUGUACCCAAAGCGGCCGUCCCUUCGCUGUCUGAGUGCCAAUGCGGGAUCUGCAUGGAAAUCCUCUUGGAGCCCGUCACGCUCCCGUGUAACCACACGCUCUGCAAACCGUGCUUCCAGUCGACUGUCGAAAAGGCAAGUCUAUGCUGUCCCUUCUGUCGUCGCCGCGUAUCUUCGUGGACUCGGUACCACACCCGAAGAAAUUCCCUUGUCAACAUGGAACUGUGGACGAUAAUUCAAAAACACUAUCCAAGGGAGUGCAAGCUUCGAGCCGCUGGACAAGAAUCAGAGGAAGUCGCUGAUGACUAUCAGCCAGUUCGUCUGUUAAGUAAACCUGGGGAGUUGAGAAGAGAAUAUGAAGAGGAAAUAAGCAAGGUGGAGGCAGAGCGACGAGCCACUGAGGAAGAAGAAAACAAAGCCAGUGAAGAAUAUAUACAGAGGUUAUUGGCAGAGGAGGAAGAAGAGGAAAGAAGACAGGCAGAAAAAAGGCGAAGAGAACUGGAAGAACAACUGAAAAGUGAUGAAGAACUGGCAAGAAAGUUAAGCAUUGAUAUUGACAUUGACAGUAGUGAUAUCAAAAGCCCAACAUGCCAAGAUACAGAAAUAGAAGAUAUGCCAACACUUUCUCCACAGAUAUGCCUUGGAAUUGGAGAACAAGGUGCAGAUUCUUCAAUAGAGUCCCCCAUGCCAUGGUUAUGUGCCUGUGGUGCUGAAUUGUACCACGAAAGAGAAGUCAAAACAGAACCAAACAAUCAUCAUAAAGAGUGUGUCUUAACUCCCGAGGGACCUGAAACCAGAGAUCCCAACUCUAAAGAAACUGUAGUUGUGCCUAUUGGCAGAACAGAGAGUGGGUGCGCCACAUCAGGGGUUACACAGACAAACGGAAACAGCACAGGUGAGACAGAAAAUGAAGAGUCUUGCCUACUGAUCAGUAAGGAUAUUUCCAAAAGAAAAAACCAAGAGUCUUCCUUUGAAGCAGUCAAGGAUGCACGCUUUUAUGCAAAAAGAAGGAAGAUGUUCCUCAACUCCUCAGAUCAAGAGGAAACAGAAACAAACUUUACCCAGAAACUGAUAGACUUGGAGCAUCUACUGUUAGAGAGACAUAAACAAGAAGAACAGGACAGGUUAUUCGCAUUACAACUUCAGAAGGAGGUGGACAAAGAACAAAUGAAGCCAAACCGGCAAAAAGGAUCCCCUGAUGAGUAUCACUUACGUGCUGCGUCCUCACCUCCAGACAAAGUGCGAAAUGGACAGAGGAAGAAUUCCAGAGAUAGGAACUUCAAAAGGCAAACUGAUACAGAGCGCCCAAAACCUGAGAGAGGCUCAAAGGACGAAAAUAGGCAACUCUCUGUUAGGAUGCAGCUGAAGCAUUCAGUUAAUGGAGGAAAGACGCCAAAUUCUACUAGAAAUCGUUGUAAUGUAACCAGAAGUGCUCAAUCCCUACAGCCAAACAUUUCACAGAGAAGCAUUUUUCAGAUGUUUCACAGAUGUCCGAAGUAAUGCAUGCCUUUAAAGGGAGUGCUUUGUAAUCUAGUAAAGCUGGAUUGUGAAGCUGUUCUCUUAUCAUAGAAUCUUUAUACAUGUGUCAUUCAUGCUGCUCUCUAGGCACACUCAUUGUCCUUAAUUAAAGGUCUGUGUGGUCGUAAGGACAAUACCUUAGCUUUGGCCAACUCCAAGAAGUCUUCAAGUGCCAUUCUUUUUCCAAAAAACGCAUGUUUUUUGGCCUUUGCACACUUUUUUGUCAUGACUGGUAAUCAAGAUUAUACUAUUCUAACUAAUUAAGGAACCCAUGCAGGGUUUAAAAUCCACAUCUUCUUGGCUAUUGUCCCACGUUUACAGAGUAUUCAAAAUGUAUUUUCCUGAAGUAAUCUAAUUUCCAUCUCCAGUUUAAUUAAAUUUUCAGCAUUGUAGUGAUUCCUUUGGUGAUUUUUUUGUUUUUAAACCAAGUUUUGCUCUGUUGUCCAGGCU